Molecule: messenger RNA, 2850 nt
Organism: Clunio marinus
Lineage: Eukaryota; Metazoa; Arthropoda; Insecta; Diptera; Chironomidae
Source: the annotation of a GenBank genome assembly
AUGAUUGAAAAAGCACUCAAUCAACAGCCGUUUGUGAAGCUUAGUAGUGAUUUGAAAGAGGCUAUUGAAUCAACGAAGGCGUCAAAGUGUGAAUAUGUUUCGACAAACUCACAUGAAAGCAGUCAAACAUCGAAAAAUUUUGAAACUCCACGUCAUGAUUUGAAAAUAAUUAUAGCGAAAAAGUCGAGUAGCAAAAGCAAAAACAUUGGCGUUGGCAACAAUAAAUUAAGGUUGAAUAAACCCAACGGCAACAGCAGUAAGGUUCUAAGUGAUUUUGAGCGCUUGCGUGGUGAUGUCGAUAGCGAACGAUUCUCUUCGGCUUCGUCGUUAGAAAUCGUUUCAACGUCGGAAAUGAAGCCGACUUUAAGCAAAAAGAGUGGAACGGUCUCGCAUCAUGAUUUAAAGUUUGAGAAUAAGAGCAAUGUGAAGAAGCAUAAUAAUAGCAACAGCAACAACAAUAAUAGCAGUGCUUCUCAUGAUUAUUAUUACGAUUCUGGCGCGUUGAAUGAAAGAGAAAAAGAGAAAUGUUAUUCUUCGGAGAAGCAGCAAAAGCGCGAGAGUACGAAGCAUGCAAAGAAUAACGAAAAAGUUGAAAAAAUUAAAGCAUCGAAAUCCAACCUCUCUUUAAAUGUUCCGAAAUUGAAGAUUGAAUUGCCGAGUCUCAAAACUACUAUAACUGUACCUAAAACGCCCAACGAUACCUACAGUAUCUCUUCAAAAUCUCCUCACAGUCCGAGAAGCAGUGAAACGCCAUUGAAGAAAGUUCGCUUUGACAUCUCUUCGAAGUCCCCGAGCGAUCCUUGUUUCAACUUCAACAAUGAUGAAUCAAACACAAAUUUCGUAAAUCAAAAGGAAUAUGCAGCAAAAAUUGGCCUCAAACCGGUUGAACGGAAGGUUGAAUCGAUAAUAUUGCAUCGUAAACGCAAAAAAUCGAAGCAUUCUAGAGAAGCUGAACAUUCAAAACGGCCCAAGUUGCACGUUUCUUCAUCACUUGAUGAGAGUCUAAAAUUAAAACUAAAAAUCAUGGGUGGAAAAAGCUGUAAAAAGACGAACGAAGAAGACGCUUCAACGUGUAAUUUAAAAACGAUUCUGUGUAAAACUACCGCUGAUUUACCUUCGACAAACGAGCACGAAGAGAAACAGAAGAACAUUAGAGAAAAGCAAGCUACCGGUGUUACUGGGGAAGACAACAGUGUUGGAAUGGAGAAUCACAAAUAUUCUGUCACCGAACAGAAGAAUAUUAAAUCUGGAUCCGAUCAACCGAUGGUCUUCAUACCUAAAUUGGUAUUGCAAAAAACGCCAAGCACGACCGCAACGGAUGAUAAACUAGUCGCGUCGUCUAACGACAGCACACAAAGAAGAAAAUCAUUCCUGCAUGAGCAGUCAAAGACGAAUACAAAUGAAAGCAUAAAAUCAAAUGUUAAAUCAUUCGAUGCAAUCUCUUCUUCAGAUUGUGUAAAUCCAAAAUUGAUGAAGCCACCAACAGCGAAAAUGGGCUCACCGAAGCAAUCACAAAUUUCGACGACCUUUUCGUUGAGUCCAAUUCGACCUCAUAGCAUUCCCGCAUCGCUUAAACUUUCGCCUAUCUCUCAGUCGCCCCCAUCAACAUCAGUCAAGAGUGACUUAAACAUUCACAAUCAGAAUUUGAAAAGGUCAUUAAGUUUAGGCGCGGAAAAAUCGACUUCUUCUUAUAUGAAUUCUUAUAUGAAAUCAAACAAAAUUUCAUUCCAAAACUCUUCUCAUGACAUGCAACAGUUUUCGAAAGUUCCACCUUUGAUUCCAUCAGCAAACUCAAUGCUGAAAAGCUUUUAUGGAUCAAUGAUCCAGCCAACAAAAACAACUUCAACAACAAAUUCAUCAUCGACAUCAUCGCCAAGCAAAUCGCAAUCACCUCAUCAUUCAUUCAAUAAGUUGCCAAAUAUUAAUGUUAAAGAUCCAAUAAAACUUUUUCCUAACGCUUGUCCUUCGGUUGAAAUUCUUAAAAUACCUCAGAAAACAUUUUCGCCGGCCGGAAAUAUCAAACUUAAUCGACCGAUGCAUUCAACGAUUCCACUUGAAAGGAUCAGAAAAAGUGCACAAAGUUCAGUUUCGCAGAAAAUACUGCCAAAGCCUCAAAUUAAUCAAAGCUUCCAACAAUCACCUCAAUGCAGCAGUCAGACUUUAAACUAUUCAGGAAUUUAUCAAAUGCCCGUAAAUCACGAUAUAAGCUUAGAGAGAUAUACUUUAGAAUUGACACAUGAUAUUGCUAAACUUGAUCAAAGUCUUAGCUUAGAAAAGAAUUUUGAACAUUGGGAAAAACGUAAAUUGGAAGAGUACAGCAAGUUAAAUGAAUUGAAAAAUUUUCCAAUGCCAACAAAAAAUCUUCUUAAUCUACAACAAAACUUAUCUGUACGCAACAUUCCCAAUCCUUCAGCGUUGAUGAUGUCACGCAAUCAGACGAGCGGCUUUAAAAAUGAUUCGACAAAUAACAGUCAAAAAAAUCUUUCCACGCAAAAAGAAACCGUCACAUCAAGCAAUUUGGAAAAUUCAGAUAUCGAAGAGAUUUUAUCAAAGUCCACAAUCGCAAAAGCAAAUGAAAAGCAGAAUUCUGAUUUGUCGCUUCAUAAAUCAUCACAUGUUUCGAAGGUGAAUGAUAAGAAAAGUAUUGAAAAGCUUACAGAAUAUCUUCGAUUGACUGCCGCAAAAUCACGAGAUAACAAACAAGAUGACGAUAAUAAUAACAACAAUAAUAAAAGCAGUUGUGACGAUUCGUCAGCUAAUGGAAGAAAUUACAGCGUAAUGAACAGCAAAUCAGAUAAGUUUAUGAAUGUUUCAGUGCCGUCAGUUGACGUCAUUUGCAUUGAUUCUUAA